Tricharina praecox is the source of this 429-nucleotide messenger RNA. RefSeq lists its product as uncharacterized. The coding region runs from base 44 to 334 and encodes 96 amino acids. The record is from RefSeq and is a predicted model, not a curated record. The transcript has a single exon. Lineage: Eukaryota; Fungi; Ascomycota; Pezizomycetes; Pezizales; Pyronemataceae.
GUCCUCCCUCCCCCCCUUCCCGACUAUCGGGACGCCCAUAUAUAUGCUAACUGUAAACAGUCGUGUACUCUACCUAUCCUGGCGUAUAAUCCUGGUCAUAGUGAGGAGCUUCCCUUUGUUUCAAAUCUCGCGAAACAAAGGCCUUCUGUUGUGUCGUCCUUCCGUUCCUUCCAACUUCGACAAAGAGGAACUAUCUACAUACGAUCGUCGCCGAGUGUUGCAGAGUUGCAGCCGAAAUUCAGGCCCUCAUCCUCCACCCCCCGUUAAUCCGGUCGGUCGCUCGACACCACUUUUCCCGGUCCCUCCGUCUCCCCCAAGGUGUACUACACUCUAGGUGACGGAGACGGUCCGAGAAACAUUAUUGUUGCUCUUGGUACUCUGCCUACGGUCCGGCACAAUCACAAUGUUAGCCAUGGUACUAUGAUAUGU